Molecule: messenger RNA, 1303 nt
Organism: Schistosoma rodhaini
Lineage: Eukaryota; Metazoa; Platyhelminthes; Trematoda; Strigeidida; Schistosomatidae
Source: the annotation of a GenBank genome assembly
GUAGAUUCUUAUUGGCUAAGGAUUUGCACCGAACAUUCCUUCUUUGAAGUCAUAAGAAAAAUUAAUCAAAUACCUAUUUAGGAUUGUUAUAGGAUAACAGUAGUAUAUUGAAAUUACUUUUCAAUGUUGUUAAUUUCACAAUCUAUUCCAUUGUUAUCAUUGACUUAUAAACUGUCUUGAUUGGUUUAAUAUACUUCGUAUAUACUUAUAAAUCUAUUAUAACAAUAUAAAUUAAAACUUGUUGUCAUUCAAUUGAAAUGGAUUCAUUAUAUACUAAUGAGAUAGGAUUUAUUAAACUUAAUAAAACAUGUAUAUUAUGGAUUGUAUUAUUAAUUUUUAAUAAAUUUACUCAUUUAUCAUAUAUUGGAUGUAAUGCAUUUCAAAGUCAUUUAAUUUAUUGGGAUCCAGAUAAUAUUAUAUUUCAAACAAAACCUGUACCACUUCUUCGAGUGAAACCGAAAGAUGAAAUUAUUUUUGUUUGUGCCCAAGAAUCACUUUACAUAUUAUGGACUUAUGAAUUCAAAGUACUUGAAUCAUGUUCAAUGUGGUUAAAUGAUAAUCUAAUGGUCAAUCUAUUAUUAAAAUGUCCUGAUAAAUCAAAUCGAAAAUUACAAAUGCGUCGUCAAAGUACUACAAACAUUUCAAAAGAUAAAUUGAACUUAAAAACUCCCCAAAAUUUAGUCAUUAAAAAUUAUUCAAAUUUAAUAGGGAAUAAUUCGACUGCUCAAAAUAACUAUAUAAAAUUAAAAAAAUCUUCUGAACGUUCUACAAAAAGAUUCAAUAAACGAUCGUCGUCAUCAUCAACAUCAUCAUCUUUGAAGUCAUUCAUUUCACAUUCUCCAUUAAUUGACCGUAAAAAGCAUCCAUCACAAUUUACGUUAUUAGUAGAAGAAUUUGCAUGGGCUAAUGGAAAUCCAAGUUUUCCUGUUAAUCGUCCAGUUUAUUUUCUUGCUCAACCUAGUGUCUGCCAUUCAAGAAACAUGAGAUUGGGAAUCGUGAACGGGGAUUUUACUGGAUUGCUAUAUCCAUAUGUUAAUCGAUUUCAAGCAUUUUGGUUCACAAAUAAUUCUGGUCUUAUCCCAUCACUCAAACGAAAUUCAUCAUUUUUAUCAAAUUCAGAUCUAAAUAAUUAUGAUCAAAGUAUACAAAAGAAUAUUAUACCAAAUAACAAGCAUAGUUUAUGCUCAACUACUUCAACCACAUCAUCAUCAUCAUCAGUAUCUUUGUCUAUUGUAAAUGGUUACUUUAUUAUUCCAAUCAUAAUAUUUUACAUUUGUUUAAAAUAAAUGGAAUUGUACAUUUA